AGCAAACUCCCCCGUGCGCACCUUAGUUUAGAGCUCGAGGGUGAUCACUGAGUUGCUCGCUUCCUUGCCUCUAUCACUUCUUUCUCAGCUCCCUCCUUCUAUCAUUUCUAACAUCUCUUGGAAGUUCCCUAAAUCCAAAAGGGUGUUGGUUUGUUAGUAACUUCCUAUAGAGUUUCUUUCUCGGACGCUCCGAAUGGCUUCCUCGGACUCCAUUAAACCUCGAGAUGUCUGUAUUGUUGGCGUUGCACGUACACCGAUGGGCGGCUUACUUGGUACUCUUUCAUCGUUGUCAGCUACCAAGCUUGGCUCUAUAGCUAUUGAAUGCGCUCUUAAGAGGGCAAAUGUUGAUCCUUCCCUUGUGCAAGAGGUUUUCUUUGGGAAUGUCCUAAGCGCAAAUUUAGGCCAAGCUCCUGCUAGGCAGGCUGCUUUGGGUGCAGGCAUUCCUACUUCUGUGAUCUGCACCACUAUUAACAAAGUUUGUUCGUCGGGGAUGAAAGCAACAAUGCUUGCUGCACAAUCUAUCCAGUUGGGUUUGAAUGAUGUUGUUGUGGCUGGUGGAAUGGAAAGCAUGUCUAAUGCACCUAAGUAUCUAGCUGAAGCAAGAAAGGGAUCUCGUUUUGGACAUGAUACUAUUGUUGAUGGCAUGCUGAAAGAUGGACUGUGGGAUGUUUACAAUGACUUUGGAAUGGGAGUUUGCGCAGAAAUAUGUGCCAAUCAACAUACCAUAACAAGAGAAGAGCAGGAUAAUUAUGCUAUUAGGAGCUUUGAACGAGGAAUUUCUGCACAGAAUGGAGGUCACUUUGCAUGGGAAAUAGUUCCGGUUGAAAUUUAUGGGGGAAGAGGGAAGCCGUCCAUAAUUGUUGACAAGGAUGAAGGUUUAGGAAAGUUUGAUGCUGCAAAAUUGAGGAAGCUGAAACCAAGUUUCAAGGAGGAUGGUGGUUCUGUUACUGCUGGCAAUGCUUCUAGCAUAAGUGAUGGUGCAGCAGCAUUAGUGCUGGUGAGUGGGGAGAAGGCACUUCAACUAGGGUUGCAAGUGAUUGCAAAGAUCAAAGGAUUUGCUGAUGCAGCUCAGGCACCUGAAUUAUUCCCAACUGCACCAGCCCUUGCAAUACCAAAAGCUAUUUCAAAUGCUGGUUUGGAGGCUUCUCAAAUUGAUUACUUUGAAAUAAAUGAAGCAUUUUCUGUUGUGGCACUUGCCAAUCAAAAGCUGCUUAGCCUUAAUCCUGAAAAAGUUAAUGCGCAUGGUGGAGCCGUAUCAUUGGGACACCCAUUGGGAUGCAGUGGAGCUCGUAUAUUGGUCACUUUGUUAGGGGUGUUGAGACACAAGAAUGGGAAGUAUGGGGUUGGUGGCAUCUGCAAUGGGGGAGGAGGGGCAUCUGCCCUUGUUCUUGAGCUCAUGUAAGCCAUUUACAUUUGGCCAGUUACGCGGGUGGGACAUUCUAGGUUAUGAUAUCCAUUUGUUCUCUCAAGUUAUCUUAUGAUUAGUGAAAGUUUUCUUUUUUCCUAUCUCUACUUUUCUUCUCGAAUAACAGAGUAAAAAUAUGUUGUAUCAACUCUUUUCAAGGAAUAAAAGGUUAAGGUUAUGUUAUGUUGUUUUCUAUUUUUA
Corylus avellana is the source of this 1606-nucleotide messenger RNA. RefSeq names its product Thiolase family protein (gene AACT1). The record is from RefSeq and is a predicted model, not a curated record. Gene Ontology annotation, molecular function: acetyl-CoA C-acetyltransferase activity. Lineage: Eukaryota; Viridiplantae; Streptophyta; Magnoliopsida; Fagales; Betulaceae. Gene Ontology annotation, cellular component: mitochondrion. Gene Ontology annotation, biological process: fatty acid beta-oxidation.